AUGACAUGGGCAAAUUGCACCAUUACUUUAAACAGUGAUUCUACGGGUAGCUUUUAUACUGGUGAUAUAGUGACAGGAACAAUCGUGUUGGAAUGUAAAAAAGAUCAGAAGAUUAAAAGAAUCAAUUUAAAAGUCGUUGGAACAUGCAAGGCUUCAUGGACUAGGUCUGCACCGACGAUUCCUUACAUUAAAAUUUACUCAGAGAAAAGAAAAGUUUUAUCUGUGACCAUAAGUGAUAUAUUCAGGGAAUAUUUUCACGGUGAAACAAUACCCGCUGGCAUUCAUCGGUAUCCCUUUCAUUUUGCUUUACCGAGGGACUUACCUUCGACUUUUGAAAGUUCACUAUCCAAAACCGUUUAUUAUUUAAAAUUGAAAAGUAAACCAGCCUAUAAAAUCCGGCAAAUCAUGGAAUUCAAUGUCCUAGGCAACAUAAAUUUAAAUCAUGUUGAAGAAAUGUUGAUACCUUGUUUUCACGAAUUCAGUAAGACAUUUCGGAAUAGUGGAAAUUUUGCUAUCUCUAUUAAAACUUAUCGAGCGUUUGCUCCAAAACAAACAGUUCCAUUCGAAAUAACGAUUAAUAAUGAAAAAAAAGCGAGAGUCAAUAACAUUAGUAUAUCUUUAAUACAGAAAGUGAAACAUAAUAUAUCAUCAGGAUACGCCAACGAAACAAGAAAAAUAUACAAAGUGGAACAUAAAAAGUUUACUCGCGAUGUAGCUGAAAUUUGUUAUAUUCAUAUGAAAAUACCUCAAACAACACCUUCUAGUCUUCAAUUAAGUGAUCCAAUGAUAGAUAUUUCCUAUAUUUUUCAGGUUGAAGUCAAAUUCAUAUUACAUUCAUCACUGCUUGAGGAAAUUCCUGUUACUGUUACUACAGUGCCAGUUAUUCAUUCCGAUUUUUAA
Molecule: messenger RNA, 900 nt
Organism: Arctia plantaginis
Lineage: Eukaryota; Metazoa; Arthropoda; Insecta; Lepidoptera; Erebidae
Source: the annotation of a GenBank genome assembly